GUAAAUGUGAAAUGCAUUUUGGGGGAAAAUGAUUAAUUUGUAAAAAUAAUUAUUUGUACAUUACAUUACACCAAUUACAUUUACAUUAUGAAUUAGGCAGCAUGGGCUCUAUGCUGGAUUAAUAUACUUCCCUUAGAAAUAUAUUUGUUUGCAUUAAGACGAUCGUUGAAAUAUUACGUGGGGCAUUAUGUACAUGCAAGUGCUAUACGUGUGCAUUUUUCUGGUCCGCUGACCAUAGCGAUAGCGCAGCAUUAUUCCUUCUGAGAGAAACUAUGAUGUCUUCUUUCCGGUUCAAUCUCCUGCGUUCAUCUGCGUAGUUUGGCGCGUACCUUGUUAGUUUUGCCUCUACAUCUCGCUCCCUUCGCCCUCCCCUCCCUGUUUCUCUCUCUCACUCUCAUACGCACACUCAUACACACAAAGUUCUCCCCCACGCUCCCUCCUUCUUCGCGCUGUCUCAUUCACUUCGGUGUGUGAUCCACGCACUGACUCCAACUCGCGCGAGGGGGGGGGGGCGGGGUUGAAUAAAUAGCUCUGCGAGCAGGCCAUGAGACACACUCAGACUGAAACCACUUGCAGUGCAUAGACCACAAGCAAGAAGACUCCGAAGCCGGGAGUAAAAGUACCAACAAAUUGUGGAGCACCGUCAACGAACGCCGAAAGACAGCUUUUCAGCUACCUAUCGCAAGGCUGUUGGAGCUCCGCUACAAUUCGGUCCUUGGCUAUAGUCUCGCUGGACAUAGCCAUUAACAAAAGUUGGUAGUAAACUCUUUGGAGUUUGGUCAGAGUCGCUGUACUUAUCCGUUUUUUGCUUGUGGAAGUGGACUGCACUGAAACUUGGAAUCGGUCUGAUAAAGCAAGGUUUGGACUUUGUCUCUGCUUUCUUUAAUUCCCCGUCUCCUCUCCUGAAGUUUCCUCUUCAAAUUGUGUCAUGACGGCACUUUGAAGACUCAGAAAGUUUCUUUUCAACGGUCAAGCCAAAGGAAUUCAUCGCCUUUUGACAUUUGGAUGGAGUGAAUGCACUAGAAGUAUACGGAACUUUAAAGAUUGUUCCAUAUGGGCAUGUCUGUCAGACUGUCCUAAGAGAAGACAAUAACCCUCCAUCCAAAGUCUAGGGAGCGAAGAAGCCGCUAUUGUGUCCCUUUAGAGAAGCACCCAAGAGAAACCACCUAUCAACCUACCUGGAGUGAGAAACAAAGGAGAAUCAGUGUUCAACUCAACCCAUCUGCCAUCGUCAUGAUGACCAUGAUGGAGAAAAGUGUUCUCCCAGUGCUCAGCCUGGUCCUGAGCGUCCUUGUGUUGGGGGGUGUGAGCGCGGGCACGUUGUCUAGCCCGGCCUCCGCCUCAUCUUCCUCUAUCUCUUCCUCGUCCGGCUCAGCCUCACUGACCGUUGCCUCCUCCUCUUCGACCUCCGCCGUUGCUGCCGCCGCCGCCGCCGCCACUGUCUCUGCCUGCGGAAAAGUGGAACAGAACCGUUUCUUCGGCAUUAUGUCCUCCGAAAACAUCCUCCCCUCCACCCCUUGCUCCUGGACCCUGCAGAACCCAGACCCUCGCCGCUACACGGUCUUCAUGAAGAUCACCAAGCCCACAGAGGUGUGUGUGCCCCGCCAGGUCCGUACCUUCCAGUACGACUCCUUCCUGGAGACAUCCCGCACCUUCCUAGGCAUGGAGAGUUUCGAUGAAGUGGUCCGCCUGUGUGAUGCCUCCACCUCCGUGGCCUACCUGGAGUCCAGCAAGCAGUUCCUGCAGUUCCGGAAGCUUGUUCCCAAGCCUGGUCAGUUGGAGAUGAUGGCCACCGAGCAGCCCGAGACCCAGCAGCAGGACCAGCAGAACAAGGGCAAGGACUUCAAGAUCGAGUUCCUGGUUGUCGGCAAGAGGAACCCCAGCAUGCCCGCCUGCCAGAUGCUGUGCCAGUGGCUGGAGAGUUGCCUGGCGACCAGUACCCACGGUAACCCCUGCGGAAUCAUGGCUACCCCAUGCCAGUGCUGGGAGGCACCCAAGAGGAGGUCAAGCGGAUGCUACAGGGGCAGCUGCAUGCCCACCCCGAGGGACAGCGGUCGCGACGCCGAAAUCAUGAAGGGCUGGAGCGGAUGGGGACGCUGGUCUGAGUGCAGCACUGAGUGCGGAGGCGGAGUCCAGGUGCGCAGCCGAUCCUGUCAACCCGAGGACGGAGUGUGCAAGGGAGUGGUCGAGGAGGGACGUGCCUGCAACCCCCAGCUCUGCAUCGGUCAAGUCCGCCAGCGAAGCCAAGGCCUGCGCUCCAUGGUGAGCCAGAAGAGAGAUGGAGAGACCUCCCAGUAUGGAGUCAUGGCCCCCCAGAAUGGUGAAGGUGCGCAGGACGAGUGGUCCCCAUGGACUUCUUGCUCAGUGACCUGUGGAGAAGGCUGGCAAGGCCGCAGCCGUAUCUGUGACACCUUUGGCACCCAGUGCACCGGACCCCUCCGUGAGAACAGACCCUGCAACAACACCGUCUCAUGCCCUGUGCAAGGAGCUUGGGAUGAGUGGGCACCCUGGAGUCUGUGCUCUUCCACCUGCGGCCGUGGUUACCGUGAUCGCAUGCGCACCUGCAAGGAGCCCAAGAACGGCGGUGAGCCAUGCCGGGGACCAGCCAAACAAACCAAGUUCUGCAACAUCGCAGUCUGCCCAGUUGAGGGCUACUGGAACGACUGGUCAGCUUGGAGUACCUGUUCAGCAUCAUGCUCCAAUGGAACCAUGCAGAGGAUUCGCGAGUGCAAUGGCCCCUCAUAUGGUGGAUCAGAGUGCCGUGGUGGUUGGAAAGAGACCAGCAACUGCUUCCUUAGAGACUGCCCAGUUGACGGAAAGUGGCAGCCCUGGACUUCUUGGAGCUCCUGUUCUAAGACCUGCGGAGGGGGCAUCCAGGAGAGACAGAGGAACUGUGACGGGCCCUUUUUUGGUGGCGAACCCUGCCCUGGCCUAAAAGCAGAAUUAAAACGCUGCAAUGAAAAACGAUGCCCAGAACCCCAUGAGAUCUGUGGUGAGGACAACUAUGGCAACAUGGUGUGGAAGAGGACCCCUGCAGGUGACUUUGCUGCAGUAGCCUGUCCCCCUGAUGCAACAGGUGUGAUCCUUCGACGAUGCACCAUGGAUGCUAUUGGUCUGGCCUACUGGGAGAGCCCCACCCAUGUGAAGUGUGUCUCCAAAGAGUACCAGGACAUCCAGACCCUGUCUCGCGAACAUCUCGCCAAGGCACAGCAAGGUCUUCUUGAAGAUGGUGUGUCUAACGUGAUCAUGAAGCUGAGGACUACAACUGAACAGGGAUCCAAAUACAGUGGAGAUCUGCUUGCCUCAAUGGAAGUCCUCAAGAACACAACACAGAUCUUCAGAGGAGCAGGCUACAGUGUUAGGCACGCGGACGUAGAGAACUACGCUCAGACAAUCAGCAACUUACUGAGGGAGGAACAUCGUGACAAAUGGGAAGAGAUGCAAAUGAUGGGGGCCAGCACUAAGGAGUUCUUCCGUCUGGUGGAAGAGUUUGUAGAUCUGAUUGGAACACAGAUGAAAGGAUUCCAGGACAUCUACGAGGUCACAGAGAAUUUAGAGCUGAGCAUCCAGAAGAGACCCAAAGCCAUGCCCACAGACAUCACCUUCCCAAUGAAAGGCUGGAGGGGAAUGACUGAGUGGGUCAGGAGCUCGGAGGAGAAGAUCACCGUCUCACGCAACGCUCUGUCCUUUGACGUGCCUGAUGAGGAGGACACUUCUUCUUUCGUGACAGGGAUCGUUCUCUAUCGCAACCUGGGAGUGAUGCUGUCUCUUCAGAGCAACACCACACUGCUGAACUCCAAGGUGGUCACUGUUAUCGUGAAGCCCGACCCUGGUCUCCUGUCCUCUCCCGUCGAGGUUGAAUUCCCUCAUCUGUACAACGGCACCAUCAAUGAAACAUGCAUCUCCUGGGACGAGAGUGAAGCCCUCUCUCUGCUCGGCUCUUGGUCUCCGCGAAACUGCAGAGCGGUGCCUAUCGACUCGUUCAGAACCAAAUGCGUGUGUGACGGACUCUCAACCUUCGCCAUUUUAGCGCGGUCAAAUCCUGAUGUGAACAUGGACAAAUCACAUAUCCCCUCCGUGACUCUGAUUGUGGGCUGUGGAGUGUCCUCUCUUACUCUUCUGCUCCUCAUUAUCAUCUAUGUCUCCGUUUGGAAGUACAUCCGCUCCGAACGUUCUGUCAUCCUCAUCAACUUCUGCCUGUCGAUCAUUUUUUCCAAUGCCCUCAUCCUGAUUGGCCAGACACAGUCUCGCAACAAGGUGGUGUGCACGGUGGUGGCAGCGCUCCUGCACUUCUUCUUCCUGUCCUCCUUCUGCUGGGUGCUGACAGAGGCAUGGCAGUCGUACAUGGCCGUGACCGGCCGCAUGCGCAAUCGCAUCAUCCGCAAGCGCUUCCUGUGUCUGGGAUGGGGUCUGCCUGCACUGGUUGUGGCUAUUUCUGUUGGAUUUACCAAGGCUAAGGGAUAUGGCACCGUCAACUAUUGCUGGCUGUCUCUGGAGGGCGGGCUUCUCUACUCGUUCGUGGGACCGGCCGCCGCAGUUGUCCUGGUUAACAUGGUGAUUGGCAUUCUGGUCUUCAACAAGCUUGUGUCCAAGGACGGCAUCACUGACAUCAAACUGAAGGAGAGAGCUGGGGCGUCGCUGUGGAGCUCCUGUGUGGUUUUGCCUCUGCUGGCCCUCACCUGGAUGUCUGCCGUUCUGGCCAUCACCGACCGCCGCUCCGCCCUCUUCCAGAUCCUCUUCGCCGUCUUUGACUCGCUGGAGGGCUUUGUCAUCGUCAUGGUUCACUGCAUCCUUCGCAGAGAGGUCCAAGACGCUGUGAAGUGCAGAGUGGUUGACCGUAAGGAUGAUGGCAAUGGCGAUUCUGGUAGCUCCCUUCAAAAUGGUCACACACAGCUCAUGUCUGAAUUUGACAAGGAUGCUGAAUCUGGCAGGCCAGGUGGCAUGAAGAGCUCCUCUGAGGAAAAGAUGCCUCCACCACAGAUGCCCCUGCCCAUGGGCUCCAACUUCCACACCCUCCCAGCCAACCCCACCACCAAGGUCCACAUGCAGUCCGUGCCCGACUACUCCAGCCACACCCUGACACUGAAGCGGGAGAAGGGCGUACGCAGCGGCAUGGGCCUGGACCCGUCCUGCGGCAAGCCUGUCUACGUGUGUGACAGCGAGAUCUUCAAGCAGCUGGACGCCGACCUGGCCCGCGGGCAGGCUGAGGGCAACUCCCCCGACGGCAGCGGCAGCGGUGGCUACGUGAUCCUGCCCAACACCACAUCCACGCUCCGCUCCAAGCCCAAGGACGAGUUCUCCGGCUGCGGCAAGUACAACAUCAGCGUGGAGCAGCUGCCCCAGGCGCGGCUCGUGCACCUGGGCGGUGGCUACGCCGAGCCCCAGGCGGCCGCCUACAGCAUGAAGAUGCUGCCGUCGGAAUGUGUGAGCGUUUCCUACUCCGAUCACGAAUCGCCCGUCCAGAACCUGCACAACAUGUCUAGCGAGUCGCACAUGACCGGCAGCCUGGGAGACACCUUCGACUCCAUGAACUCCAUGAUGUCCAAGAGCGAGACCAUUUCCACACUGUCUAUGAGCUCGCUCGAGGUGAGGGAUGAAAUGAGGCAGAAAUCACGCUAUGCGGAGCUCGACUUUGAGAAGAUCAUGCACACACGGAAACGUCACCAGAACAUGUUUCAGGACCUCAACAGGAAAUUACACCAUGCCGAGAAGGACAGAGAGUCACCCGCUUCAGACAGCAAGUCUGUAAGAUGGAGUGUGUCCUCAGGCGGCAGUGACAAAACUAACCACAGCGACAAACAGCAAAUGCCCUGUGAGCGGCCAUGGGAAGGUGUCCCCAGAUCGCAGCAGCAAUCACCCCCUGCCUGGGUGCGCAAGGACCUGGAGCCCAUGCAGCCCUCCCCCCUGGAGAUGCAGGCGGUGGAGUGGGAGAAGGCCGGUGCCUCCAUCCCCCUGGUGGGCCAAGACAUUAUCGACCUGCAGACAGAGGUGUGAGGGCCAGCCAGCACCACCCCCGCCAGGAAAAUAAAUAAGUCGAGUCCUUCUUGCACCCCUGCUUGUCAGCUUUUGGUUUGGUGAAUAGGGGAUCCCCAAUGGGCUAGGGUAGAGAUGAAAGGAGAGAGGAGAGAGAGAUAAGUCAAGUAAAGACAGAAGGAGAACAGAAUCCAGAAUCCAUGUCUUCAAACCCCCCCAGAGAUGGUAGAGGGCAAGGAGUCAAGAGUGAAAAUUGACUUUGUGAGCCGAAGUAGACAUCAGCAACAUAGUCAGUUUAUGUAGCAGAGGGCUUGAGACAUGAGACACUGGGGUUGGGGUCGGCAGCUGAGAGCCUCUGGCUUUGGAUCUGUUCUACUGAUACCGGGUCUGAGCAAUCCCUGCCCGUACUCGAGAGAGAGGUGUGUUCCACAUACCUGUGCCUUUUUGUUUCUCAUCUCCAUCCACGUGUGGAAAUGGCUGGUCCUCCUCCUCCUCCUCCACAUCCUCUUCAUCUUUGGGUAUGACCAACCAAUCGCUUGGCUGCUUGUGCUCUCCGAUGGUGGACUCUUCCAACCCACUGCGCUGUGAUUAUGGGGCGCAGAAUCCCACCACCCCCUUCCUUGACACUCUGUGGUAGAUGGACACAGUACUCUUUUUUAUUUUAGUGCUGUGCUUUAUCCUGUUGGUCUUCGCUUAUGCGUGGAACUGCUUCUCAAGAGCUUUCAAAAAGACUCUUCCAUUGAGACUAUUCACUGAGACUCUUCUAGGACAUCACUGGAGUCAUGGUUUGAACACUGAAACAUGGGACUUAACCUAACAGAGCUGUACAAUUCUUGUUAUUAUUAUUAUUAUUAUUAUUAUUAUUAAUAAUAUAAUUAUCAUGAGUAUUAUCACUUAUACUGUUAUUAUUUUGACUUUUGUCGUUCACCUUAGUCUUUGUAAUUUUUAUUCAUGUUAUAUCUUUUCUUUUGAAUACGUUUUCAUUUUCAGUAAAAAUGUUCACUGAUUACGAAGCCAAAAAAAAUCAUCACAAAAUGUAAUCAUCAACGAAUGCUUGAAAUCAACAAGAGAGCUCUUAUAUGACAUUGAGCUUCCUGAAGGACACUGCUUUGUCCAGAGAGAGACACCAGUGCACAAUGGGCUCUGCUGGACAACAAGCAUUGCGGAGUGGAGACGAUAAAGAAGAUAUCUCCCUCAAGAGAAUGACAUCAUAACAUUCCUCUCCAUACCUGUUCACUGCUCUGUUAUAAGCCCUGAAAAAAAGAACUCCAGGCCCUAGUAUUGAACUUUGUGGCACUUCUGAGUCACAUAUUGUGACCCACAUCUACCAAACUACAAAGUAAGAACUUCCACAGUGCCAACUCCAAAAGACUUUGACAGACUGUCGUGUUGUGCCAUCAUUUGAACGACAACCGUGCAAUAUGACGGCCGCUUGAUGCUCAAGCAGGACUCUUAUCAGGUCAAUGGCAGGUUUUAUAGUCACAUUUGAAGUGUGAGUUUUAUAAGAUGUUUCUCCUAUUUACGAAACGUAUAGAAUCUUUACGGCAUAUGAGGAAUCUGUGUUAGUAAUAAAAAGAAUACUUAUUCCUUAGUGAUCUGAUUAUGAUCCGAAAGAUAGGUAGAUUACUAUAACUCGGAAAAUAUCAGAUGUUCUAUAUAUACAAUAAAUAAUAGCCUGUAGAUAUCUUUUGAUUGUGCUUCAGGAUAUUCCUGUUUUUUUACGAAAAAGGCCCAUACUUUUGAAAUCAAUCGUCUUCUGUGCGUGUUCGUGUUUUAAAUCUGUCAGUUUCCUACUGUGUCUCAGCAUCUUAACGUCAUCACCUCUUGUCUUUACCUUUUCCUUUUCGUUCCCAGACCCAAGUCAUUUGUAUACCUCCUUAUACCUUUGUCAGAUGUCCUUUCACUUCCUUGUUUAAGUUUUCCUCUUGUAUAUGUACAGUUUUCAGAGCACAAGAUGAAUGUGUUGUUUGUAAUAAAAAACAAAAUCUAUAUUACAA
Clupea harengus (Atlantic herring) is the source of this 7970-nucleotide messenger RNA. RefSeq names its product adhesion G protein-coupled receptor B1b (gene adgrb1b). Lineage: Eukaryota; Metazoa; Chordata; Actinopteri; Clupeiformes; Clupeidae. Gene Ontology annotation, biological process: cell surface receptor signaling pathway; adenylate cyclase-activating G protein-coupled receptor signaling pathway; negative regulation of angiogenesis. The record is from RefSeq and is a predicted model, not a curated record. Gene Ontology annotation, molecular function: G protein-coupled receptor activity. Gene Ontology annotation, cellular component: plasma membrane; dendrite; postsynaptic density.